Molecule: messenger RNA, 4904 nt
Organism: Tupaia belangeri chinensis (Chinese tree shrew)
Lineage: Eukaryota; Metazoa; Chordata; Mammalia; Scandentia; Tupaiidae
Gene: POP1
Product: POP1 ribonuclease P/MRP subunit
Exons: 16
Coding region: 13-3435 (1140 amino acids)
Biological process (GO): tRNA 5'-leader removal
Cellular component (GO): ribonuclease MRP complex; nucleolar ribonuclease P complex
Source: RefSeq, a predicted model, not a curated record
CUGUAGGGACCAAUGGCCCCUGGGGCUUUUGCGGUGCUGAUCACUUUUCUGAUGAGGGACGACAUGGCUAAUUCUCUCUUGCUGCCCGCUCCGGGAGAAGUUGUCUUAACCCAGCUCUUCUGCUCGCUUCCCAGCGGACUGACCAACUCCGGGCAGCGUCUCCACCCCCAAGUGUUCGCUGACGGCUGGUUCGCUCUGUAUUCUGGGAGUUGUAGUCUUGGCGCGACUCCAGGCCACGUGGAGGAAGCGGCAGGACUACGCAUGCGCUCUCCAGUCUGCGGGCGGCGCACGUCGCCGCCACGGGGAUUGUCGUCGCGGCUUGUCAUUCUGACCCGGGGAGCCCUCCGAGUGUUUGCUGAAAUGUCUAAUGCAAAAGAAAGAAAACAUGCUAAGAAAAUGAGAAAUCAGCCCACCAAUGUGACUUUAUCCUCUGGCUUUGUGGUCGAUAGAGGUGCAAAACACCACAAUGGAAGUGGAAAACCUUUCCAAACUCCAAAACAAGAGCCUCAUUCUGGAACUUCAAGACAGCGGCAAGCCAAAAUGACACCCCAUUCACUGCCUGAGCCUGAGGUGAACGAGCAGUCUUCCUCUAAAGCUGUAUUUAAAAAAAAGGGAGGCUGGAAAGCAGGUCCUGAGGGCACGACAUCGCAGGAGAUCCCCAAGUACAUAACUGCUUCUACUUUUGCACAAGCACGAGCUGCUGAAAUCAGUGCUAUGUUAAAAGCCGUGUCCCAGAAGUCUUCAAAUUCACUGGUUUUCCAGACUCUGCCCCGGCACAUGAGACGAAGAGCCAUGAGCCACAAUGUCAAGCGCCUUCCCAGACGGUUACAGGAGAUGGCCCAGAAAGAGGCAGAAAAAGCCGUACAUCAGAAAAAAGAACAUUCAAAAAAUAAAUGCCAUAAAGCUCGGAGAUGUCACAUAAAUCGGACACUAGAAUUUAACCGUAGACAAAAGAAGAACAUAUGGUUAGAAACUCACAUCUGGCACGCCAAACGGUUUCACAUGGUCAAGAGGUGGGGCUACUGCCUCGGAGAGAGGCCGACAGUCAAGAGCCACAGAGCCUGCUAUCGAGCCAUGACAAGCCGUUGCCUCCUUCAGGACUUAUCUUACUACUGCUGUUUGGAGCUGAAGGGCAAAGAGGAAGAAAUACUAAAGGCACUUUCUCAACUGUGUAGCAUAGACACAGGAUUGACGUUUGCAGCAAUUCAUUGCUUAUCUGGAAAGCGCCAAGGGAGCCUUGUGCUUUACCGGGCGAAUAAGUAUCCUAGAGAAAUGCUUGGGCCGGCUACAUUUAUUUGGAAGUCUAAGAGGACGCCUGGUGACACUGCAGAGGACAGACAGUUGUGGAUCUGGCUUCACCCAACCCUUAAGCAGGAUGUCUUAGAGGAAAUAAAAACAGCAUGCCAGUGUAUGGAACCCAUCCAAGCGACAGUCUGCAUCCCAACCCUGCUUCUGACCCCGUCCCAGGAAAAGGGCCAGACUGAACAGCUCAAUGAGAAAGUUGGAAAGAAAAGAAAAAGGCAAGAUGAUGGAGAAAUUGCUAGCCCAAUUAAAAAAAUUAUUGGCGACGGAACUAGAGAUCCGUGUCAACCAUAUUCCUGGAUGUCUCCAGCCACAGGCAUUGUGAUCAGUGAUUUGACGAUGGAGAUGAACAGAUUCCGGCUGAUUGGUCCACUUUCCCACUCCAUCCUGACUGAGGCGCUGAAAGCGGCUUCUGUCCUCACUGCUAGAGAAGUCACAGAGAAGACACCUCAUCAGUGGUGGACUGAAACCUGUAAGAGUCCUGACAGCGUUUCCCUGCAUCACAGACAAGAAGCCAUCUUGGAAUUGUUGGGAGGAGUUACAUCACCAGCAGAAAUACCGGCAGGUACUAUUCUGGGACUAACAGUUGGUGAUCCUCGAAUAAAUUUGCCUCAGAAGAGAUCCAAAGCUUUGUCCAAUCCAGAAAAAUGUCAAGAUAAUGAGAAGGUUAGACAGCUGCUUCUGGAGGGCGUACCUGUGGAAUGUGCGCAUAGCUUUAUCUGGAACCAAGAUAUCUGUAAGAGUGUUACAGAGAAUAAAAUCUCGGAUCAGGAUUUAAACCGGAUGAGAAGUGAAUUGCUGGUUCCUGGCUCCCAGCUUGUUUUAGGUCCUCGGGAAUCCAAGAUACCUAUACUUUUGAUUCAGCAGCCAGGAAAAGUGACUGGUGACGACCAGCUGGGCUGGGGAAGUGGCUGGGAUGUCCUGCUUCCAAAGGGCUGGGGCAUGGCUUUCUGGAUUCCAUUUAUCUAUCGAGGGGCAAGAGUUGGAGGAUUAAAAGAGGCUGCGGUCCAUUUUCAGUAUAAAAGGUCACCUACCGUCCCAGGUGAUUUCCCAGACUGCCCAGCGGGGAUGCUCUUCGCUGAAGAGCAAGCUAAGGAUCUUCUUGAAAAGUACAAAAGACGCCCUCCUGCCAAACGUCCCAACUAUGUUAAGCUUGGCACGCUGGCUCCUUUUUGCUAUCCCUGGGAGCAGUUAACUCAAGACUGGGAGUCAAGAGGCCAGGCCCGAGAUGAAUGUUCUGUAGUUUCUUUACCAAAUGGUGAGGAGAGUGACUUAAGAGGGUACGAGGUGCCUUGUACUCCCACGCCUGGAAGAACACAGCGUCCAUCUGAUAAAGUGGGUACAUCCAUCCAUGGCCUCAGGCAGCUAGAAGAGGUAAUGGACACCGAGUGUCAAGAGCAGGCAGGGACCAAGAGGACAGUGGACCAGGGUGCUGGUGAGGGUCACGCUGCUGCCACUGGUCGUCACCUCUGUGUUCUGAGGAGUAGGACAGUACUGAAGCAGCUGUCAGCCUGGUGCAGGCCCGGUUCUGAGGACAGUCAGGGAGUGCGGCGAGCUCCCGGCAGAGUCCCGCAGGACUUGACCAGAGAGGCCUGCCUGUCCAUCCUGGCCCACUUCCCCAGGGCCCUGGUGUGGGUCAGCCUGUCCCUGCUCAGGAAGGGCAGCCCCGAGCCACACUCCAUGAUCUGUGUCCCAGCCGAAGAGGACUUACUCCAGCUCCGUCAGGAUCGCCACUACCCUGGGCCCCAGGAAUCCAAACACAGCGACCCUUUCAAGAACAAGAUCCUGAAAGAGAAGGAGAAGAAGAAAAUGGAGAAGAGGCAGCACCGAGGAUGCGAGGCUUCUGAGGGUCUGGCAGAGGGUCCUUCUGGCGGGCGAGAAACUCUGACACGGGGGUUAUGGGCAGGCCCACUCCCACAGGUCACCUCACACUGCUCCAGAGUGCUGCUGGGCUUCGUCACUCAGGGAGAUUUUUCCAUGGCUGUCGGCUCUGGCGAGGGCCUGGGCUUCAUUAGUUUGACAGGCUUGCUGGAUGUGCUGUCCCACCAGCCGGCGGCCCAGCGGGGGCUCGUGUUACUGAGGCCGCCGGCCUCUCUGCAGUACCGAUUCGCCAGAAUUGCUAUUGAGGUGUGAAUACGAGUUUAUGUCCCCCCAGGUCACAGACGAUCACUGUGUUUGCCAAGUCUGACCAUUGGAGAGUCUUGCUUUCUUUGUCUUUUGUUUCAAAAUACCAUGCAAGAUUCUUUGGAAACAAGAACAAACACGAUGACUUGUGCAAAGGAUGAAAUAUUGCCGUCAUUCCAGUAGUCUCGUUGGUUUCUAUCUUCCCUUGUCCUUGCUGUAAUACUUUAAAAUGAUUUGGCAUGGAUAGACAAAAGCUUUUGUAUUACGAUCACUUGGCCUGUGUAAGUGUUGCUGAAAAUAAUUACAAGCUCCACGCUUUAUUGUCCUCUUUUCUUGUUACGAUAAAAGGGCUGUCAGGUCUAAUUUGAAAAACAUCUUGGUCGUCUGAUAAGCAACAAUGAUGUUUAAUAAUUUACUUACCACAGAAGAGCAAAGACUGACACGUGGGCCCCAGGAUGGGUCACGUUCGAUUCUGUACUGUAAUAAACAAUGCUGAAUGCCUUACGCCAUAAAAAAAUCAUGGACAACUUACUGCGGCCUUUUCCAGUCACACUCAGCUUACGGCCAGCAUGGUAGGCUGGAAUUAGAAUGGAGGUCCGUGACUUGGUGACCUCUUAUUGACUCGCACAAGAUACUAGGAAUUACUUAUUUUAAGUAAAAAUAUUAGUAUUUUUUGUUUCUGCAAAGAAUUUCUCAAAGCCAUAGAAGAGAAUUUCUCAUAAUAUGUUUUGUGAAACGUGUUACCUAAAAGGGGGGAUCAAAGGCCAAGUUGAUACAGGAGACUCUGCAGAGUUAAGCAUUUCUUUCUUAAAGGGCUUCUGGAACCUUCCAUGUGAUACUGUGCAUUGUGGCUCUCCAGGACGUAGAUAAGCGUGUGCAGUGUUUUCUGUCUUGUUGAUCCUCAAACUCCCUUUACGAGGAUGACUUCGUAAGAUCAGUGUUCUCAGGAACACACUUCGGGCAGUGCGGCCGUGCAGUGCAGUGGCUACCUCUGUGAGAAAUGACUCCAACUCAAACUGCUCUUCCACACUCCUGCAGUCACACUGUCCCCCCACGGGGGGGUGGGGGAGCAAAGGUCUCGUCCUCUCCCAUAGGAAGGUGGGACCACCAUUGCUGCUUUGUUCUGUGCAGGAACUUGGCCCGUCGCGUUUAGUUGCCCGAAUGUCUCACACAUACCUUCGAUCACUUCCCUGCCGUGCAUUUCUAGCUGAGUGUGAGUGGGAUUUCUUUGUCUUUUAAUUUAAAUGUGUGUUUGGGCGUAUUUCAUGGAAGUGUGUUGGGUUUUAUAGACGAGUUUGGGAUGAUGAAUUGGGGAAAGAUACAGCAUCUACCGCGGUGGUCAGAAAGUACCUGGAGCCGAUGAACGUCUGAUGCUUUUGUCUCUCACUAUGCAUCUCUCUGUGUCCGACCUAAAUGAAGCUGAAAAGUAGAGUAACUCGAUGUUGUCUAUAGACAGAAUAAACAAAAAUGUCACCGGG